AUGCCAGGCCAAUGGCAAAGAAGACAAGCCGGCGAACGAAGACCCAGGACAGUCCCCGUAUGCGCAGGACCUUUAGGCGAAGCAGUCCAUCUGAGUCGUGAUGAAAGAGCAACACUUAUACGCUGUACGCGACAAGCCCUUGACAAGCAAGGCUUUGAGUCGGUACCAAUUGUUGCAGGUGUGGGAGGUUCAAGUACACGCGAGACUGUCCAGUUGGCUCGGGACGCCGCAAGUGCUGGAGCAGCUGUAGGAAUGAUCAUCCCACCAGCAUACUAUGCUGCUACUUUGCAACAGGAUUCGUCGCAGAUUGAGCAAUACUACAUCGACAUAUGUAGACUGUCGCCCAUUCCACUGCUGCUGUACAAUUUCCCAACUAAUUCUGCUGGCCAAGAUCUUUCGGCAAAGUCAAUAAUCAGAAUCAUUGAGAAUUCGCCAAAUCUCUGCGGGUUGAAGUUGACAUGUCCUGGACGGAUGGACAAACUGGAGCAGGUCACUGCUCUGGUGAAGACUAAUCCAGAGUUUCUGAUCUUGGACGGAGUCAUGCAUGAUCUACCUGCCUGGAAGGAGUUCGGCGGGCAUGGCACUGUCAGCGGUAUCUCCAAUAUCGCCCCCUCCUCUACGGUCAGACUUUGGAAUCUCUGUUGCGUGGAGAACCCAUCUCUCGAGCAGCAGAAGGAGCUUCGAGAAGUACUUAACGUACUGAGUAAGGUUGAUACGGUUGUGAUGCCAUUAGGAGUCAGAGGAUUAAAAUACGUGCUUGGGUAUCUGCACGGAUACGGUAGAGGUCCCAGAAGACCUUUGUUAGCCUUGGAUGAAAUGAGCGGCAAAGCAGUGACAGAUGUGCUUGAUGAGCUUUUGAGACAGGAGAACAGGUAUGAGGAAGAAGUUAUGACUUCUGAAUCGUGGACCACAGCAUGA
Messenger RNA from Aureobasidium pullulans EXF-150, 918 nucleotides. RefSeq names its product putative dihydrodipicolinate synthase. The coding region runs from base 1 to 918 and encodes 305 amino acids. Gene Ontology annotation, molecular function: 4-hydroxy-tetrahydrodipicolinate synthase activity. NCBI's taxonomy places the organism in Eukaryota, Fungi, Ascomycota, Dothideomycetes, Dothideales, Saccotheciaceae. The transcript has 6 exons. The record is from RefSeq and is a predicted model, not a curated record.